CUGUUGCAGUCACCAAAAAGUACGGUAUGGAUUCAGUAGCCCACUGCAGCCACCCGUCAUAUUCGUGUAGUGGUACUAGUAUAACUUUUGGAUCUGGCUUUGUUCAAGUUCAUCAGGAAAAAUUGGGGAACAAGAACGGGGAAAAAAAAAAACCCUUUGUCCUGUCCAGGUCCUCAAGGAAAAAUCAGAAAAUUGAGGAAGACACGACACCUUUUGCUGUAAUACAACACGUGCCUUCAAACAGCAUCGCUGGAUUUAGUUCCUGACUAGUUUCAUCUCAACUCACCCAGCAGUCUGUCUGUCUGUUAUUCUGCCAGUGGCCCAAAGUCACAAAGAUAAAACCUUUAAUGAAAAAAAAAGGAAAAGCGACAAUUUCACAAAGAAAAGAAGACAUUCAGUUAAAAUAUUUUGCUUAAUGACUAUACGAUACUGUUCCCAAUUUAUCUCAUCAUCAACUUCUGAUCUCAAAUAAGUCAACAGAAACAGAAAAAAGAGAACAAACACUCUCCUAUUCCUAUGGCAGCUGCAGCACUUUCAUUAUCUCCUUACUUAGAUCCCCGACAACAGCACUUACAUACCCACCUUAACCCCACCAAAGGCCUUCCCUUUCCUUCUUCCAGAAACCCUCUUCUGUCUCUCCACAAACUUGACCGUUACAAUUUCAAAUGUUCUCUCCCUUCUUCUUCCUCCACCAACUCAGUUACGCCAGCUCAGCACUACUCCUUUCUUGAUGACCCUUUUAGGGGAAGCCGUUUUUUAACCAAUGAAGAGCUUGAAAAGCUCAAAGCUUUGGAGUCUUUUGUUUAUCUUCAAGAGUUGGAAUCUGGGUCGUUGUGGGUUCGUGCCAUGAGGGCCGAGGAGAUGGAUUUGACUGUUGGGUUGUUGGCCGAGUCAUUUGCUGAGUCAAUGUUGAUGCCUUUGGGAUAUGAGGCUUUGUUGAGGUUCUUGGUCAAGCAGUAUUUGAUUGAGAGAAGAGCUGUGAUGCCACAUGCUGUGACUCUUGUUGGGUUUUAUAGAGAGAAUGGACGGAGAGGAGAGGAACUGGCUGGGACCGUGGAAAUUUGCCUUGACAAAAGGGGUGCUAACUCUUCUCCUCCUUCACCUACCCCUCCCAAGAAUUCGCCUUAUAUUUGUAACAUGACAGUCACAAAGCAGCUCAGAAGGAGGGGCAUUGGAUGGCAUCUUCUCAAGGCAAGUGAGGAACUAAUAUCUCAAAUGACUUCUUCAAAAGAGGUGUACUUGCAUUGCAGAAUGAUUGAUGAGGCUCCAUUCAACAUGUACAUAAAAGCAGGAUACAAUGUUCUUCAGACAGAUAGUAUCUUUAUCCUGUUGACAUUACAGAGACGUAAGCACUUGAUGCGCAAGAAACUUCCUGUUUUUAACAAUUUAGCAGAAUCAGAUAUGUCAGACUCUGGUGAGGAACUUCCCUCAUAAAUGGAUAAGUUGAAAUCAUUCUGUAAUUGUAAUCUUUUGAGCUACAUGCAGUUACAGUCACGCAUAUAACCCGUAUGUUUAUCAUGCUCUAUUGAAACUCUUGUUCCCUCUUCUCUUGUUAAUCACUAUUGUACAGCUGUUAAUUUUUGCUGCU
This is a messenger RNA of Theobroma umbraticum, 1588 nucleotides long. Its product is annotated as Acyl-CoA N-acyltransferases (NAT) superfamily protein. The record is from RefSeq and is a predicted model, not a curated record. Gene Ontology annotation, molecular function: acyltransferase activity, transferring groups other than amino-acyl groups. Lineage: Eukaryota; Viridiplantae; Streptophyta; Magnoliopsida; Malvales; Malvaceae.